UCCUUUGAGUCCCCCUCUCCUCGCGACAGCAGAGCCGCUUUUGCUUUCCUUCAGCACCACUUCCCAUCCUAUUCUCUCUCUGUCCCCUACAUCCCCGAAACGCUUACCAGCUCGCGUCAGCGCAGAGAGAUGACGAGCAAUUUGGGGAAAUAAAUCACGUUUCAGCGCAAUUUAUUCCUUCGAAAAAUAGAGGAUGAUGAGAACGUAGAAGAAAAUAACAUAGGCAGUAAAGAAGCAAAAGAAGGAAUCACUAAUUAUUAUAACCUAACGCACAAGUUCGUCAGCGGUCCAGCUGUCGGCAUAUUUAAUUUAUUUCGGGUUAAUUGCACAUUUACUGUAGACUAGCUAUGUCGCAGCGGGAGGAUAUUGAAAAAGGCAGAGGGGGGUAGGCUGCUGAGAGAGAGGGAGAUAGCCUUGGCAGCACAUUAUUAUAAUGAUGCUGAGUGAGUGACUGAUCCACGCAUUCAAAUUGCGCUGGCGACUUUAAUUUGGAACUACAAUUCAGCAAGGGCGAUAUUGUAUUUUUGUCUGCUUCUGGAAGGCAUCGGGAGGAACCUGCAAAUUGCCCGAACAAUGCUCCAAGUGGCGCCUUUUAUCAGGCUCGGAAGAAAGAAAACGGAGCAAAGGACGACUGCUAUAGAGGGCUGGCCUGAUUUGAGCUCAUCAUUAGGAUUCAAGGAGCUAAGACGUUGAGACCGAGAGGAAGGGAAGUUGAGACCGAGAGGAAGGGAAGUCGAUCAUCAGCACCAUGGCGCCGGAGGGAGUGGCCGAGCUGCGUGAUUGGCUGUUCCUCCUGAUGCUCUGCCUGACUCUGUUGGCCGAGGUGCUGGAGGUUGCUGCAGCCACAGGCUACGAGGAGGAGGAAGACUUGGUGUGCCCCUCAGUGUGCCGAUGUGAUGAGGACUUCAUCUACUGCAAUGACCGUGGCCUGAGCUCUAUCCCCCCUCUGCCCCCCUCUGCCACUGUGCUCUACCUUCAGAACAACCACAUAGACAACGCCGGGCUUCCCACCUCCCUGGAGCGACACCUAACCGUCCGAGUGGUCUACCUGUACGAUAACGAGCUGGAUGACUUCCCCAUGCACCUGCCCCCUUCCCUCCGGGAGCUGCACCUGCAGGACAACAACAUCCGUACGCUUCCCCGCGCCACCCUGGCCCGCAUGCCACUGCUGGAGAAAUUGCACCUGGACGACAACUCUGUCUCCACCGUCAGCAUCGAAGACAAGGCCUUCGUUGACAACCCGCGGCUGCGUCUGCUCUUCCUGUCUCGUAACCACCUGUCCAGCAUCCCCUCUGGGCUCCCGGCCUCCCUGGAGGAGCUGAGGCUGGACGACAACCGCAUCUCCACCAUCCCCACCCACGCCUUCCGCGGCCUCUCCUCCCUGCGACGCCUCGUCCUGGACGGAAACCUCCUGGCCAAUCAGCGCAUCGCAGACGACACCUUCUCCCGCCUCUCCAACCUGACGGAGCUUUCGCUGGUGCGUAACUCCCUCCUGACACCGCCACUCAACCUGCCCAGCGCCCACUUGCAACGUCUCUCCCUGCAGGACAAUGCUCUGAUCCACAUGCCCCGUGGCUCCUUGGACGGCAUGAGGAGGCUCCAAAGACUAGACCUGUCUGGCAACAACCUGACCACCCUGCCUCGGGGCCUGUUCAAAGACCUGGACAGCCUGGGACAACUGCUGGCGCGGGGGAAUCCCUGGCACUGUGGCUGUAACCUGCGCUGGCUACAUGACUGGCUGCACGCUAGGGGUAACUCCAUCACGGUGAGGGGCCUCACCUGCCAGGCACCCGAAAAGGUUAGAGACAUGACCCUCAAGGACCUGACCAGCCAGAUGGAGGAGUGUGAAGUCACAGGGGUAGUGCCUGCCGGGGCCGGGGCUGGAGCCACAGGCAGUGGGACCAGAGACAGAGUGGGUGGAGUAGGAGGAGUUGCCGCUAGCUCCACCACCCUUUCCCCUCCACAGGGCUCCCUCUUCACCCUGCGCUCCAAGCGGCCCGGCCUGGGGCUACCAGACUCUGGUCUAGACUACACCCUGGGUAGCAGUGGAGUGGGUAAGAGCCUGGCCCUGAAUGUCAAGCCCCUGGCCCACGACAGCAUUCGUGUCACCUGGAGCGUGGCCCAGCCCACCUCCUCCUUCAGACUCAGCUGGCUGCGGCUGGGCACCAGCGCUGCCAUGGGCUCCAUCACAGAGACCCUGGUGAGAGGAGACCGCAGAGAGUACCUGCUCACCUCCCUGCAACCCCGCUCCAGCUACAUCAUCUGCAUGGUGCCCCUGGCGGCCAGCUCCGGGGGUAAAGGAGCCAUGGCAGGUGAAGACACUGACUCAGAUGAAGCUCCAGUGUGUGCUAAAGCUGAGACGUCAGACCCCGGUCAGCCAGAUGUGGGCCAUGACAACCAGGACCCAGAACACAUGGCUACUCUGCCUCUGGCUGGGAUCAUUGGAGGAGCUACUGUCAUCGUUUCUCUGGCCCUCAUAUUCGCCAUCUUCUGCUGGUACGGGCAUCGGGCCGGACGCCUGUCUCCUCGUGAUCAAUACAGCCGCGGCAGCUCCAGGAAGAGCAAGCACUACGAUGACUACAUUGAGUCAGGCACAAAGAAGGACACCACCAUCCUGGAGAUCCGAGGCCCAGGGUUCCAGAUGACGCCCAUGGUUACCCACCAGCCGUCCAAGCCCCUCCGGGAGGAUUACAUCAUCCACACUAUAUUCCCCUCCAAUGGCACCGGCCUCUACAAAGGUGCCCACCAAGUGUCCAAUGCAGGGUAUGGCACCAACCGUGGCUAUAGAGAAAGAGGGAUCCCAGAUAUAGACUACUGUUACACGUGAUCGACCUGGCCCGUUCCACACUGUUCUAGAUGUACUGUAUGGAUACUGUAUUUUGUCCGCAUGGGUUCUUCUGAAGAGCCACUUCGUGCCUUCCUCUUCUAGUCUCCCAUUCUAACUAAGCCAGCGGUUCACUGCACUGACACUAUUUGAAUAAUUGGCUGGCGGGCCUGCAGGAAACAGCUAGCUGGUACACAAGCAGCAGGAGCGAACGAACGGCCCAUUCCAGGUGUUCACACGGACUGCUUCUUCACACACUUAGUAAUGAUCAGUGAAUGUUUUCCUUCACUGCUCCCUCUCUCUCAGUGACACAAGUGAGAAGAAUGUGCCCUCUGUGUUGAGACUGCAGGAUAUUGUCACUUACAGUGCAGUUCCAUUCCAGGUCUUACGUUUGGCAAAGCCACACCAAGAUAGAAGGUUCAAAAGUCCUGAAAAGGGUCAGAGAGACAAACCUCUUAGAUACACAUCACUUGGCCCACUGGCCAUAUUUUGCCCUCUUGUCUCGUCCGUUUAAAAUGCCUCAACUAUCCUGUGGCGCCCAGUGUGUCCUAUCAGUUACCUGAAGACAGGGCUCUGUAAAAGCUGUGAAUAGUUCUCUUUCAAACAGCCCACAUAACCGCUUGUCUUAAAGCAGACUAGUUGUGGCCUGGUCCAGUGGUUCCACCGGGCGAGGGUCUUGUCAGGGGCGAGGGUCUUGUCAGGGGCGAGGGUCUUGUCAGGGG
Molecule: messenger RNA, 3546 nt
Organism: Oncorhynchus gorbuscha (pink salmon)
Lineage: Eukaryota; Metazoa; Chordata; Actinopteri; Salmoniformes; Salmonidae
Product: leucine-rich repeat transmembrane protein FLRT1-like
Exons: 2
Coding region: 749-2827 (692 amino acids)
Molecular function (GO): protein binding
Source: RefSeq, a predicted model, not a curated record